Molecule: messenger RNA, 1559 nt
Organism: Toxorhynchites rutilus septentrionalis
Lineage: Eukaryota; Metazoa; Arthropoda; Insecta; Diptera; Culicidae
Product: 3-oxoacyl-[acyl-carrier-protein] synthase, mitochondrial
Exons: 1
Coding region: 124-1488 (454 amino acids)
Biological process (GO): fatty acid biosynthetic process
Molecular function (GO): 3-oxoacyl-[acyl-carrier-protein] synthase activity
Source: RefSeq, a predicted model, not a curated record
ACGUAAACAAGGGAUGAAAAUGUGUACACUUUUUAGUCAGUGAAUUGUAUGGAGUUCCACUGCUGUGCUUGUGGUUUCAUUAUGACGUAAAAAUAUGUUUUCAUUGAUAAAUUUGACUGCAACAUGAAUACCAGUACAUCUAAGUUAAAGGUUUAUCGUUAUUGUUACAUUUCACAUCGGUGUUUAUCAUUAAGUGCGCCAUACUUCGGCUCUGAAAAGCGUCGAGUUGUAGUGACUGGUGUUGGUGUUGUUUCGCCGGUCGGUUGCAAUGUUUCGGCUGCUUGGAGCAACAUUUUAUCGGGAAAGUCCGGGAUCGGUCAGUUAACGAAUGCUGCAUACGAAAAACUUCCCUGCAGAGUGGCUGCCUACAUCGAUCGAAAUGAUCUCGAUAUAGAGAAGUGUUUCAGCCAAAGUGAGUUGAAAACUAUGGCUCGAGCAACGGCGUUGGCUUUAAUUGCUGCAAAAGAAGCGAUACAGGAAGCGGAUUGGAAUCCAGCGGCUGAUGACACACAGGCGCAUGAGCGCACUGGGGUUGCCAUUGGGAUGGGGAUGGUAGAUCUCAUGGAUGUUUGUGAUACUAAUGAAGCCCUGAAGAAAGGUUACAACAGAGUUAGUCCUUUUUUUGUUCCCAGAAUUCUACCAAAUAUGCCUGCUGGCCAGUUGAGCAUAAAGUACGGUUUUCGAGGACCAAAUCAUUCGGUGUCAACCGCUUGCGCGACAGGUGCGCACUCGAUUGGUGAUGCGUUCCGAUUUAUCCAGCACGGAGAUGCGGACGUGAUGAUCGCUGGAGGUUCCGAAGCUUGUAUAAGUCCGCUUGCGAUUGCAGGAUUUUGUAGGCUACGUGCAUUGAGUACAUCUUUCAACGACAAUCCACAGAAAUCAUCAAGACCAUUCGAUGACAAGCGAGAUGGCUUCGUUAUGGGAGAAGGUUCAGCUGUCUUGGUAUUAGAGGAACUUCAGCAUGCUCAAUCUAGGAACGCUCCCAUUUUAGCAGAAGUCUUGGGAUAUGGUCUUUCGGGUGAUGCAUCCCACUUGACAGCACCACGAGAAGAUGGAACGGGAGCCAUUCUUGCCAUGCGUAGAGCUCUAAAUGAUGCGAAUCUUUUACCAAAGGAUAUUGGUUACAUUAAUGCACAUGCUACCUCAACGCCAAUUGGGGAUGCCAUCGAAGCUCGAUCAAUUCGAAGUCUAUUUAGUGAUAGUUGGCGGGACAUGGCGUUCUCGUCGACGAAAGGAGCACAUGGUCACUUGUUAGGAGCGGCUGGUAACUUGGAAACGCUUUUUACAAUACUAGCAUGUCUCGAAGGGAAACUGCCGCCAACUAUCAAUCUGGAGAAUGUUCCUAGUGAUAUGCGAGGAAUGAAUUUGGUUCCGAACACAUCUCAGGAGUGGCAACCAAAUGGUAACAGAAGAAGAGUAGCUUUGAAGAAUUCCUUCGGUUUUGGCGGUACAAAUGCUUGUCUUUGUAUCGCGGAAUACAGAGAAUGAAAUAAAUAGGGUAAAUUUGUGCUAUCGAUGUCACAAAAUGAGAAUUGUGCAAAUGAUACAUUACAGUUUAA